GAUUGCGGGGAUGGUGCCGCGGAAGCCUGGCGAACCGAGGCGGAGGCGGCAGCUGACUCCGUGAGAGGACUGGAGAGCCCGGUGAGAGGAGACCAGGGCCCCGUCGGGGAGGGUCGCCCCUCUCAGCAUAAAUAUGGCAGAGUUCUUAGAGCUAGAAGAGGGAAUAAACUGGAAAGAAAGAUGCAUAGCUCUAGAAUCUCAACUGAUGAAGUUUCGCCUCCAAGCAAGCAAAAUUAGAGAGUUGCUUGCUGAAAAGAUGCAGCAACUUGAAAAACAAGUUAUUGAUGCAGAUCGUCAGGCGGAAAAGGCUUUUCAGCAGGUGCAGAUUAUGGAGGAGAAACUAAAAGCUGCUAAUGUCCAAACCAGUGAGUCAGAGACAAGGCUAUAUAAGAGAUGUCAAGAUCUAGAGACUCAGAUGCUAGAGAAAGAUGACAUUAUACAGAAUUUGGAGCAACAACUUAUGGAACAGAAGCAAAUACGAAUACAAGAGGCAAAAAUUAUAGAGGAAAAAGCAGCUAAAAUAAAGGAAUGGGUGACUAUCAAGCUUCAUGAGCUGGAAGUGGAGAAUCAGAACCUUCGCAUGAUCAAUCAAAAUCAGAUUGAAGAGAUUAGGAUAUUGCAGAACAAAUUGCAAGAGCUGCAGGGGAAGAAAUCUGUUCCUUCUGGACAAAAACCUGGAGAAGGACAAAGAUUGAGCAGUUUGACUUUUGGAUGCUUCUUAAACAGAGCAAGAAGUCCUCAACAAGUUCUCAAACCUGAAAAUACAAGCAGUAGUGCAUCAAAGCAAGCUGAACUUAGUGAAGGCAACAGCAGUCUAGAAAAAGAAAUCCAGGAAACUUCCACUGCCAGCCAAAUGUUUGGGAAUAAUAGAGCUCUGAAGCCACUACAGCAAAACUCUUCCAUGGCAGAACAAAGAAAAGCAAUAAAAUCAAAAGAUCUGGAUAACAGUAUAUCAAAGAAUUCUUGCAUUACAGUAAGUGACUGGAGCUCUGAUGAGGAUGAAGGAAACAAAGGAAGAUCAAAAUCCAGAUGUAUAUCUACCAUUUCAAGUCAGACAUCUGAAGAAGGCAUGGGCUACAGCAGAAUUGGGAGUGAAAUGUAUUUGACAGCAUCAGAUGACAGCAGUUCUUUACUGGAAGAAGAGAACUUCCAAACUCAGGGAAACGUACACAAGAAACUAUAUUCCUGGCAACAAGGAUCUGCAUGGAAAAGCCAGAAUCAUUUAGUUGGAAGGAGCUUAGAAUCUUUCAGUGAAAAGAAAGAUCUUGAUAGUUUUUCAGAUGAACUAAAUAAGAGGUUUCAGUUGCACAGGCUAGAUUAUUCAUCUUCCUCAAGUGAGACAAAUACUCCAAGUCCUAUUCUAACUCCAGCUCUAGCUCCUAAGCAUCCAGCACUGAUGUCAGCAGCAGGUUCUCAGUCUGGCAGGCAGUGUGAUUCUCCAUCAAAUUUGCCACCUCCAAAGCUAAGAACUCCUAGUGUCUUUACACUAAGUGCAGCACUGGCAAAAAAACAUUUUAGCCAACCUCCUCUAUGUUCAGACAAAAUGUUUGGCAGAAACAGAAAUGCUAUAAGCAUGAUACGUCCUUUCAAGCCUCAGGAAACAGACAUUGAUCAGGUGGAUGGAGAAAAUACAGAUAUUUUAGAGAAGAUGGAAAUUAACUGUAAUGAUGAAUUGUUUACCUAUGACUCCUGUGAGACUCAAUGUGAGGAAGCCCUUGACUCUGGAGAUGCAAAGAAAAUUGCAAACAACAAGCCUCCUACCCCUCCGUUGCACCGAUUCCCCUCUUGGGAAAACAGAAUUUAUGCUGUUGCCAAGUCAGGGCUACACUUCUCUGAGGCCUUCAACAUGGAUGCCUUCAAUAAAAGUUCUGCUUCAACUUCGUAUUCACCAUCAGGACUCUAUACAUCAUUAAUAUAUAAAAAUGUGACUACACCUGUCUAUACCACUCUUAAAGGGAAAGCAACACAAAUCAGCAACAACCCAUUCUUAGAUGACUCCUCUGGGUCUGAAGAAGAUGACAGUUCUCAGUCUAGUUCACGGACAUCUGAAUCAGACUCCCGGAGCAGAAGUGGCCCAGGUAGCCCACGAGCUAUGAAACGCGGUGUCUCUCUGUCUUCCAUGACCUCAGAAGGUGACUAUGCCAUUCCUCCUGAUGCCUAUUCAACUGAUACAGAUUACUCAGAACCAGAACAAAAAUUGCCUAAAACUUGUUCAUCAUCAAGUGAUAAUGGGAAAAAUGAGCCACUGGAAAAAUCUGGAUAUUUGUUAAAAAUGGGAGGCAAAGUAAAGACUUGGAAACGGAGGUGGUUUGUACUCAAAGGUGGUGAAUUACUUUACUACAAAUCACCGAGUGAUGUAAUACGAAAACCCCAAGGCCAAAUUGAAUUAAGUGCAUCCAGUCGCAUUGUAAGAGGUGAUGGGAAACAAACAGUUCAGUUAACUACUGAAAAACGAACUUAUUACUUGACUGCUGAUUCCCCAAAUAUUUUAGAAGAAUGGAUCAAAGUACUGCAGAAUGUCCUUAAAGUUCAGGCUGCAAGUUCACUUUUCAUUCAACCAGAUGUCAAACCAGCCAUGAAAGGCUUGCUUACAAAGGUGAAACAUGGAUAUUCCAAGAGAGUAUGGUGUAUGCUGGUUGGGAAAACUUUGUAUUAUUUUCGCAGCCAAGAAGAUAAGUUUCCUUUGGGCCAAAUCAAGCUUUGGGAGGCUAAAGUUGAAGAAGUUGAUCGGUCCUGUGAUUCAGAUGAAGAUUAUGAGGCCAGUGGUCGUAGCCUGUUAUCAACACAUUAUACCAUUGUUAUCCAUCCUAAAGAACAAGGUCCUACCUAUCUUCUUAUAGGAUCCAAACAUGAAAAGGACACUUGGCUCUAUCAUCUGACAGUUGCUGCUGGAAGCCCAAAUAUAAGUGUUGGGACAGAGUUUGAACAGCUUGUCUGCAAAUUAUUAAAUAUUGAAGGGGAACCCACUUCUCAAAUUUGGAGACAUCCUACUCUCUGCCACAGCAAAGGUGGGAUUACAUCUCCUCUUACAACCCUCCCAUCUGAGGCUUUACAAACAGAAGCUAUAAAAUUAUUUAAGACUUGCCAGUUGUUUAUAAAUGCUGCAGUGGACUCUCCUGCCAUUGACUAUCAUGUUUCUUUGGCCCAAAGUGCUUUGCAAGUCUGUCUCACACAUCCAGAACUUCAGAAUGAAAUCUGUUGCCAGUUAGUUAAGCAGACAAGAAGACGGCAGCCACCUAAUCAGAUAGGACCUGUUCAGGCCUGGCAGCUUUUAGCACUUUGUAUUGGUCUCUUCCUUCCUCAGCACCCAUUCCUUUGGUUCAUCAAACUUCAUUUGAAAAAGAAUGCAGAUUCCAGAACCGAAUUUGGGAAAUAUGCCAUUUACUGUCAGCGUUGUGUAGAAAGAACACAACAGAAUGGUGACAGAGAAGCCAGACCAUCGAGAAUGGAAAUUCUUUCCACACUUCUAAGAAAUCCCUAUCAUCAUUCCUUACCCUUUAGUAUUCCAGUGCAUUUCAUGAAUGGCAUAUACCAGGUUGUUGGGUUUGAUGCUUCCACCACAGUGGAAGAAUUUCUGAACACACUCAAUCAAGACACAGGAAUGAGGAAACCAGCGCAGUCAGGUUUUGCUUUGUUUACGGAUGAUCCUUCUGGCAAAGAUAUAGAACACUGUCUUCAAGGAAACAUCAAGAUCUGUGACAUUAUUUCUAGAUGGGAACAGGCCUCCAAAGAACAGCAUCCUGGGAAAUGUGAAGGCACAAGAACAGUAAGACUUACUUACAAAAACAGACUCUAUUUUUCAGUGCAAAUCCGUGGAGAGACUGAAAGAGAAAAGCUGCUGUUAAUGUAUCAGACAAAUGAUCAGAUUGUAAAUGGGCUUUUCCCUGUAAACAAAGAUCUAGCACUAGAAUUGGCAGCACUUAUGGCACAGGUGGAGAUUGGGGACUUUGAAAGGCCUUUCUCAACUCCUGCAGGGCAAGUCACUUCCCAAUCAAAAUCUAAUCAGACUUUAAAGCAAGUUGUGGAGAAGUUUUAUCCAAAAAGAUAUAGGGAUGGCUCUUCAGAAGAACAAUUAAGACAGCUUUGCCAGCGACUAUCAACAAAGUGGAUGGCUCUCCGAGGUCACAGUGCUACAGAUUGUGUGCGCAUUUACCUUGCUGUUGUCCGAAAAUGGCCUUUCUUUGGUGCCAAAUUGUUUGCAGCAAAAGCUAUGACAAUAUCCACACUGGAGAAUACUUUGAUAUGGCUGGCCGUUUAUGAAGAUGGCAUAAACAUUCUUGAAUACAGCUCUAUGAGAUUAAUAGUGACCUAUUUAUACAAGAAUCUGAUGACCUUUGGAGGUUAUCAAGAAGACUUCAUGCUAGUGGUUAACAAAGUGCACACACAAGAAAAGUCAACUGAAAAACUCUUGUUUACUAUGGCCAGACCAAAGAUUCUUGAAAUUACUCUAUUGAUUGCAAGCUACAUUAAUAAUUUCCAUCAACAAAAGGGAGCUGUUCACCACCUUUCUGCUCCAGCAUCACUGUCUCCACAAGCAGGAAGGCAAAAACCCAAGGAUAUAGGGUGUCAUCCAUUUUUGCUGAAGAACAGACCAACCAAAGGACCUACUUUAUUAUGAGAUCAUAUACCUAUGAAAAUGGAUGCAAGCAGCAUGUUUUUGUACAUUGAGUUGGCUACACUGGAAAGAAAAACACUAUGAUUUACGGUACAAUAAAUUUUAGUAGUGACUUCCAAGAGCCAGUAUGAUAUUUUUCUGAAUAAUUCCCAGGUACUAGGUAAACUGUACUUAUGGUCAGUGAAUGUAGUAUAUAUACAUUUGUUUGGAUAGAAUAAAAAUCACUGUGAACCUGAAUAACAAGUAGUUAAUAGUUAGAGAAAUAGCAGUCCACCCUGGGAAUAAGCUACAUAGUAUAUGUUGCUCAUUGAACGACCUAUGGUGUGCCUGACAAAUUACAGGUUUAUUGUGAGUUGUACUUUCCCCCUUGGUCCUUGACAGCUGAAUCCUCCUUGUCCCCUCUCUGUGUUGUGAUUGCCUGUCUUUCCCCUGUCCUUUUUCUUUUUCGAUUGGUUACCUAUCAAAGAAUAAACGUGGAGCUUUGUCAAGGGAUUUUAAAAUGAAUACCCUUUCUCUUGACAAAUGUCAAAAGAAGUGUGCAAGAAAGGGAUAGCCUCAUGAGCUUCACUUUCCUAAGUGAAAGUGAUGGUUGCUCCAAAUUACUGCUUGGCUGAUUGCUGAGCAGUUAUCACUGGCAGUGGCUCAAGUAAGAGCUACAAGGGAUUUGAUGCACUGGCUGAAUCUCUCACCCGUGGCUUCCAACAACAAAUGAGAUCAGUUGUUCAGGUUCAAAUGAUGCACCAACUCAUUGUGAGUCCAACAACCCCUAGAAUAAGCCAUGGUCAUUAAUUAAAAAGCCACCCUGCCGGAAGGAGUCCAGGUUCAAACAACAUGGCAAGCCACCAUUUCUACUUACCCAUAUUGAUGUGUUGUGUAAUACAAGCCCAGUCAGCUAUUUAGAUACAAUCACUUCCCUCUCAAAUAUGCCCUCUUGUUGCUUCCUGUGUGAUCCUUUUUAGUGUUCCCUGCCUUGUUCUGGAAUUAGAACGUGUAAAAAAAAUCAAAUUACAUUGUUUCUAUUUUACAAGAAUCUGAUGGUAUAUCAGGUUAUAACUGUUUGUGGGGCAAUAUCAUUGUAAUCACAGCAUUCUAGAAAGACCUCCCCUGUACCAUUAAAUGUUUGCUAUGUAUUACUUCAUGUAUUAGUAUUUGCUCUUGAGAUAACUGGAUAGUAGAGGUCCUAGAAUUAUCAUUGUCCUCCCCUGCCAACUACUUCUGCCCUUCUCUGAGGUCACUUUCUUGAUCUUGGAGAGUAGCCAAUGCAGGUCUUUCUAUACAAGUUGACAGGGGCAGGAUUGUAGAGCUCCCAUCCUCAGGUAUAUAGUCAGAGCAUGAUCUGUCACCUUGGAUCUGAAUUUAGACAAUUACUAGGAGCCAUAGAAUUGCUUCCUAAAGGAUGGAUCUGCACUUGAAGAAGUCAUUAGUCACUUAAAAAAGCUGAAUUCACAGGCCUGGAUUUGUUUGUUUGCUUGCUUGCUUUUUUCAUUCUGAAAAAUUAAAGUAUGUGAUGAAACACAGCAUAUUUUAUUUUUAAAUAGCUACAUUCAAGAUAAAUCUGGUAGUAUAUUUAAGGUACAUUGUGAUACGAUUUUGUAUCUGUCAUCAUAUUUGCUGCUUGUCUUAAUGCAGAUUAAUGGUGGUACCCUUCUACAGCUUUUAGAGUCCAGAAUUACUCAGAUUUCGUUUAUGGUACAAUUGUAACAUUAUAUUGCAUCAUAUAUGACCUCAGUCAUUCUCAAAUGACUCCACAAAUGAGAUCUACAUACAUAAGCAGGCUUCUGCCUGUGUAUCACUGGCUGGAUUAGGAACCCCCAAACAUAAAUUGGAUGCACAUUCAAAGGCACUUCUAAAAGUGUAUCUGCCUACGUAUACCUAAUGCACUGCUUUCUGGGAUGCUCAUCAUUAUCUACUUCCUGGUGCAAGCUAGUCUUGCAUAAAUAUUUUUACAUACAACUAAGACGACUGGGUGAUUUGCAUCAAUGAUGGUUACAGGAGAGCUCUUCAUGUAGAUUUAUAUGGAUCUGUUUAAUCCCAAAAUGAUGAAUCAAUGAAAACUAAAUGCAGUUUGUUUAAUAAACUUAAUAAAACACAACUUUAUUAAAAUUGUAUUUCAAGCAAAAAUAAUUAUAGAAUAUUAAUUUAUAUGUAGAAUAUUUGUAUUUAUUUUGUGGAUAUUUAGCAUUCUUUUGUAUAAGGUAUUUUUAUAUGAUUGUAAACCAUUCUAACAAAUAAAGGCAUUAGCAAAAUA
Varanus komodoensis (Komodo dragon) is the source of this 6863-nucleotide messenger RNA. It is a transcript of the gene PLEKHH2, whose product is annotated as pleckstrin homology, MyTH4 and FERM domain containing H2. The transcript is spliced from 30 exons. Gene Ontology annotation, biological process: negative regulation of actin filament depolymerization. Lineage: Eukaryota; Metazoa; Chordata; Lepidosauria; Squamata; Varanidae. Gene Ontology annotation, cellular component: cytoskeleton; cytoplasm. Gene Ontology annotation, molecular function: actin binding. The record is from RefSeq and is a predicted model, not a curated record. Bases 134 to 4618 code for a protein of 1494 amino acids.